Arachis duranensis is the source of this 1054-nucleotide messenger RNA. Its product is annotated as germin-like protein subfamily 3 member 2. NCBI's taxonomy places the organism in Eukaryota, Viridiplantae, Streptophyta, Magnoliopsida, Fabales, Fabaceae. Gene Ontology annotation, cellular component: cell wall. Bases 228 to 854 code for a protein of 208 amino acids. The transcript has a single exon. The record is from RefSeq and is a predicted model, not a curated record. Gene Ontology annotation, molecular function: manganese ion binding.
CCUCACUUUAUGGUAAAGCAAAGGUUCUUAAAGUAGAAAUUGACAACCAAACUAUGAAUUCCUAUAAAUAUUGGAGUUGAAUGAUUGAUGAAGCAAGUUGUGAAGCUAAGUUUAGCCAUCAGUGAGUAGAAAAUUUCAGACAUAACAUUCAAUGUUUUCUUGAUACCAUCAUCUAAACUUUGAUACCAGUACUACAAGAGAUAGUUAGAUACUUAGAUUCCAAGAAAAUGUUGAAAGAAGUUUCAGUGCUGUUACUUCUUUUGGUAUUCAUUAUUGCUGCUAUGGCUUCUGAUCCAGAUCCAGUGAUGGACUUCUGCAUAGCCAAAUCACCAGAAAACGUCUUCGAAUGCAAGAACUCGUCCGCGGCAACCAUAGAAGAUUUCACCUUCUCUGGGAUAAAGUUUCCAGGGAACUUCAAAAAAACUGGUUUUUCUUCUGUGGCUGUGAAUUCAAAUGUGUUUCCGGGUUUGAACACACUGGGGGUGUCAUUUGUGAGAGCAGAUUUUGAUGUUGGUGGUAUCAAUGUUCCUCACUACCAUCCAAGAGCAACAGAGGUUGCUUUUGUGCUGGAGGGGAAGAUUUAUUCAGGAUUUGUUGACACGAAGAACAAGGUUUUUGCCAAAGUUCUGGAGAAAGGGGAGGUAAUGGUUUUUCCAAGAGGAAUGCUGCAUUUUCAGUUGAAUGUUGGAGAUGGCCCUGCUACUAUUUUGGGAAGCUUUGAUAGCCAGAAUCCUGGUUUGAUGAGAAUUCCAAAUGCAGUUUUUGGUUCUGAUAUAAAGGUGGAGCUUUUGGAGAAGGCUUUUGGAUUGAAUUCUAAGGAGCUUGCUAAGUUGAAGAAGAAGUUUUCUUCUUAGAUAUGUUCUUUCUCUUAAUGAAAAAAAAAUUUUGAGGCCUGAUAAAUUGAAUGAUCAAGGUGUAAUCACAUCAUGCACAGUGGAAUUUUUUAUGUAUUGCAGAACAUUGCUGACCAUUAGCUGAAAUUGUUAAUUUCCCAUCAGUGAGAAGUUAUUUGAUUAAUUUGUACUUUAUUAAUUUUGAUAAUUGAUCCCAAUAU